Messenger RNA from Chanos chanos (milkfish), 1642 nucleotides. RefSeq names its product phosphatidylinositol-4-phosphate 5-kinase, type I, beta a (gene pip5k1ba). Gene Ontology annotation, biological process: phosphatidylinositol phosphate biosynthetic process. Bases 1 to 1557 code for a protein of 518 amino acids. The record is from RefSeq and is a predicted model, not a curated record. Gene Ontology annotation, molecular function: 1-phosphatidylinositol-4-phosphate 5-kinase activity. NCBI's taxonomy places the organism in Eukaryota, Metazoa, Chordata, Actinopteri, Gonorynchiformes, Chanidae. The transcript is spliced from 13 exons. Gene Ontology annotation, cellular component: plasma membrane.
AUGUCAGUGUCCAAUGAGAAUGGAGAUGGAGGUACUCGAAAGAGUGGAAACAAGGACCAGAAAAAGCCCACAGCUGAUGCUGUAAAAGGAGCCAUUCAGCUUGGCAUCGGCUACACAGUGGGAAAUCUGACAUCCAAACCCGACAGGGAUGUUCUCAUGCAGGACUUCUAUGUGGUAGAGAGUGUCUUCCUUCCAAGUGAGGGGAGUAACCUGACUCCAGCACACCGCUACCCAGACUUUCGUUUCAAAACGUAUGCCCCUUUGGCAUUCCGCUACUUCCGGGAGCUAUUUGGAAUUAAACCAGACGACUAUUUGUAUUCUAUUUGUAAAGAACCGCUGAUAGAGCUAUCUAAUCCGGGGGCCAGCAGUUCCUGGUUUUAUCUAACCAGCGAUGAUGAGUUCAUCAUUAAGACUGUUCAACACAAAGAGGCUGAAUUCUUACAGAAGCUUCUUCCUGGCUAUUACAUGAACCUGAAUCAAAAUCCUAGGACACUCUUGCCUAAGUUCUAUGGACUCUACUGUGUCCAGUGUGGUGGUGUGAAUAUCCGGCUAGUGGUAAUGAACAAUAUUCUACCUCGGGCCUUGAAAAUGCACUACAAGUACGACCUGAAGGGCUCCACAUACAAGCGUCGAGCCUCACGCAAGGAACGGGCUAAAUCUUCACCCACCUUCAAAGACCUAGACUUCCAGGAGAUGCAUGAAGGCCUUUACUUUGACGCAGACACUUACAAUGCCUUAAUGAAGACGCUACAGCGUGACUGUCGGGUGUUGGAGAGUUUCAAGAUCAUGGAUUACAGUCUGCUGUUGGGAAUCCAUGUUCUGGAUGCUAAGAUGAGAGACAGGGGAGGCAGAGGAGACAGCAGGCGGCAGGGUGGGCAAAAGGUCCUCUACUCCACUGCCCUGGAGUCCAUCCAAGGAGGCAGCAAGGCAACAGAACCUCUCGCCGAUAGCGAUGAUUACACAAUGGGUGGAAUUCCUGCUAAACACAAAGAUGAGAAGCUGCUCAUCUUUUUAGGCAUCAUUGACAUUCUUCAAUCCUACAGAUUCAUCAAGAAGGUGGAGCACUCAUGGAAGGCUCUGGUGCAUGAUGGUGACACAGUGUCAGUCCACAGACCUAAUUUCUAUGCUGACAGAUUCCUUAACUUCAUGGGCACUGUCGUAUUUAAAAAGAUAAAUCCUCUCCGUGGUGCUUCCUCUCGAAGGAAGCGGAGUUCCAUCCAGCCCAUCAGGUCCUCCUCACAGGAGGUCCUGUCAACAACAAAAGAGGAGAAAGAGGAGAGGAAAGCGCAAAGCAUGGAAAAUCUGGACGACAAAGAGUUGGGCUCCCCACAGCAACCUGAUGUUGUCCCAACCUCUACCACACUGAAUUCUGCUGUCUCAGCUGCUACCAUAUCCUCUGCCUCAUCUCUAGACACUGUCAAGGAGGACCCAGAGGAGCGGCCUAAUGGCAGAGGUGACCAUCGGACAUCUAGCUCAACUCUGGCGCUAGAUGACUGUGCACCUCCAUCAGCAUCCAGCCAAAGCACACCUGAGUCUGUGUUGGAUGUUUACUUGUGAGAAGAAAAAGGCAGUGAAGGGCAGCAUACCAUGGCUGUGAGAGGAGGAUAUAGAGUUCAAAUCCAUUUCACUGUAUUUCACACAG